This is a messenger RNA of Sporisorium graminicola, 1467 nucleotides long. RefSeq lists its product as uncharacterized. Gene Ontology annotation, cellular component: plasma membrane. Bases 1 to 1467 code for a protein of 488 amino acids. NCBI's taxonomy places the organism in Eukaryota, Fungi, Basidiomycota, Ustilaginomycetes, Ustilaginales, Ustilaginaceae. The transcript has 2 exons. Gene Ontology annotation, molecular function: ammonium channel activity. The record is from RefSeq and is a predicted model, not a curated record. Gene Ontology annotation, biological process: ammonium transmembrane transport.
AUGGUUAAUGUUACUUCCACCGCAAAUGGCGAUAUCCUCACAUAUUACGAUGUGGACGGCGUUCCCUCGCCUCUCAUCUACAACCUCGGCAACAUUGCCUGGAUCAUUGUCGCCUCGGCGUUGGUGUUCAUCAUGAUUCCCGGUCUUGGGUUCUUCUACGCCGGUCUGCUAAGGAAGAAGUCGGCGCUCUCGAUGAUCUGGAUGUCGAUGGCCGUCAUGUCGGUCGUCACUUUUGAAUGGUUCUUCUGGGGUUUCUCGCUCGCCUUUUCCACCACUUCGAGCAACAAGUUCAUUGGUAACCUCGACAACUUUGGUCUGAUGGGUGUCGACAUCAACCCUUCGACUGGAGGCACCACGCUUCCGCAGCUGCUGUUCUGCAUCUACCAGAUGAUGUUCGCCGGAAUCACGCCCGUAAUUGCAUGCGGUGCGUUUGCGGACCGCGCGCGUCUGGGACCCGUGCUACUCUUCACGUUCGCGUGGUCCACGAUCGUGUACAACCCCAUUGCCUACUGGACCUGGAACGUCGGCAAGGGCUGGGCCAACGUCAUGGGUGGACUCGACUUUGCUGGUGGUACGCCCGUGCACAUUUCUUCCGGCACGGCUGCGCUCGCCAUCUCGAUCUUCCUCGGCAAGCGCAAGGGGUACGGCACCGAGCAGCUGGCGUACCGCCCGCACAACGUGGCAUAUGUGGUGCUGGGAACCGUGUUCCUGUGGUUCGGCUGGUUCGGGUUCAAUGGUGGUUCGGCUCUCGGUGCUAACCUGCGUGCGGUGCAGGCCAUGAUGGUGACCCAGGUGGCUACCGCGGUGGGUGGACUGACCUGGAUGUUCUGGGACUGGAGGCUCGAGAGGAAGUGGUCCGCCGUCGGCUUCUGCUCCGGUGCCAUUUCGGGUCUGGUUGCCAUCACACCUGCGUCCGGUUACGUCGGUACGCCCGCCGCGGUCGCGUUCGGUGUGGUGGGUGGAACUGCGUGCAACUUCGCCACGGGCCUCAAGAACGUGCUUGGCUACGACGAUGCGCUCGACAUCUUCGCUGCGCACGGCGUGGGUGGUAUCGUGGGCAACAUCCUGACGGGCUUCUUCGCCGACUCGCGUGUCGCAUCCUUCGACGGCUCGACGCCCAUCCCCGGCGGAUGGAUCAACCACAACUGGGUGCAGCUGGGCUACCAGCUCGCCGACUCAGCCUCGGGCUUCGGUUGGUCGUUUGUCGUCACGCUCAUCCUGCUGUUCGCUAUCGACCGCAUCCCCGGCUGCCACUUCCGCUCGACUGAGGAAGACGAGGUGCUCGGCAUCGACCUCGCCCAGAUCGGCGAAGAGGUCAUGGUGAUCCCCCUGCUCCACGACUUUGUCAACCCGGAACAGGGCGCCGAGGUCCACCAUGCCACGGGCUCCCAAGACGUCAAGUUCUCCCCCGCCCACAGCGAGAAGGACCUCGAGGCCCAGGCUCCCUCCCAGGCUGCCUCGGCAUAA